Saprolegnia parasitica CBS 223.65 is the source of this 1239-nucleotide messenger RNA. RefSeq lists its product as hypothetical. The transcript has a single exon. Gene Ontology annotation, molecular function: DNA binding. The record is from RefSeq and is a predicted model, not a curated record. Lineage: Eukaryota; Oomycota; Saprolegniomycetes; Saprolegniales; Saprolegniaceae. Bases 1 to 1239 code for a protein of 412 amino acids.
AUGGGUGCGACGGCGUCACCGGUGGCCGCGUCGGCUGGAGGAGAUACGUCCGAUUCGGAUGGCCUCGAUGCACUCGACGCCGAACUUGACGUCAUCAAACCCGCGCCUGCAAAACGGAAAGCACCGACACCGGCGCCGACGCGUGUCGUCAAGCCACGACCAACGCCGACGGUGACGCGGACUGUCCCUGCCGCUGCACCACGGACUGUUGUCGCUGUAACGUUGCCACACCGUGUCGACGGUAGUGACGAUGACUCGGACGGUUUGGACGCUCUCGAAGCCGAGCUUGGAUUGGCGCAGUCGACGCCGGUGCUGCCACCGCCCAAAGCACGAGCAGCACCAAAGGCCCGAGCAGCGUUAAAAGACCCCAAGCCUCGAAAGGCGUCUAUUCCCAAGGCUCCUGUGCAGCGCAAGCCUCGUGCGCCGGUCCAGGCCGUCGUUUCGGACGACUCUGAUGGACUCGGUGCUCUGGAGGCAGAGCUCGGCAUCUCGUCAGCCACGGCAAAACCCGCACGCAGCGUUAAGAGUGUGCCGGCCAAGGCGGCACCGCGACGAACGCCAGCGCCUCGAAAGCCAGUUGCAGUACAGCCGUCGGCGGUCGCAUCCGACUCGGAUGGUCUUGGCGACCUCGAAGCCGAGCUCGGGAUCGCGCCGACGAUAGUCUUGCCGAAGAAGCGUGGUCGACCACCCAAGGCCAAGCCAGCUCCUUUGGCCGCCAGUACCGUGGGCGCAAUAACGCAGGCCAACCUCAAUGCACCAAAGAAGCGAGGACGUCCGCCAAAGCCAAAGCCUCUCGCGACAUCCAUGAUGCCGACUCUAGUCGCGCUGCCCACGAAGCGCCUACCCACAGCCAAAGCAGCGCCACGAGCGGAUGUCUCGGACGACGAUGGCCUUGAUGCGCUCGAAGCUGAGCUCGGUCUUUCGUUUUUGGCGCCCCACGGAACGGCAGCGCCCGUGGCAACGCGCGUCGUUGCCCGAGCUCCAAUCAAGCGCCCACCCAAAAGCACGCCGUCCAUUCUGGUACGCGGCGAAGGGCGCGCAGCUUUUGACGCUGAGCUUGAGACGACGUCGCGGAAGCGAAAGCUACCGACACCAGCCGCCGCGCGAAGCGUCAAGCCAAAGGCAGCUCCAGCAUCAACGCCCAGGACGGUAGCUCCAGCGCCCAAGACGCCAGCACCAACAGCCGUCGACUCGGACGACAGUGGUCUCGAUGCGCUCGACGCCGAACUCAAUUUGUAG